This is a messenger RNA of Microdochium trichocladiopsis, 2106 nucleotides long. Its product is annotated as iron-containing alcohol dehydrogenase-domain containing protein. Gene Ontology annotation, cellular component: mitochondrion. Gene Ontology annotation, molecular function: alcohol dehydrogenase (NAD+) activity; metal ion binding. The record is from RefSeq and is a predicted model, not a curated record. The transcript has 2 exons. Bases 137 to 1747 code for a protein of 536 amino acids. NCBI's taxonomy places the organism in Eukaryota, Fungi, Ascomycota, Sordariomycetes, Xylariales, Microdochiaceae.
UGGGCAGACAUUAUUACAGCCUCAGUGCAGCCACCGCCAACACUCAGAACCCUUGGAAGACAGCGUCCGGUGCAAGCCCAGCUAGCGGAUAGACCCUGCCAAUACCGCCCGAUUAACCUUGGCGUACACUUGAGCAAUGGCCUUCACCUUUGGCCAGGAGUCGUGCGGCCCGGCCUUCCCGGGCACCACCACCACCCCGCGUAUAUCCUCUGGCCUGCGCUUUCCAGAAGCCUGCCGCGUGCACUGCGGGCCCGGCGGCGACCUGGGCGUCUCGCGCUGCUACAUCAUCUGCUCGGCUUCACUUGCCCGCAACACGGAUGCCCUGACGCAGCUCCAGGCCGCCCUGGACGGCGCGGACAGCGACAAGAACGGCCAUGAUGACAACAACAAUAACAACAACAAGAACAACAACGACGACAACGACAAGGAUGGAAACCAGAGUACUGCCCAGGAUCACGAGCGAGUAGCCGGCGUCAGAAAGGGAAUCAGCCCGCACACCCCGCUCGCGCAGGUCGUCGAGGUCAUCAACGAGAUCCGCGAGCUCAACCACCACCACCACAGCAGCCGCAGCAACAACCAGGCCGACGUCGACUGCAUCAUCACCCUCGGCGCCGGCAGCCUGACCGACGCCGCCAAGCUCGUGCGUCUGGGCCUCGCCAACGGCGUGCGCGAAGAGGCCGACUUCACCAAACUCCACGGGACCAGCGACAGCAACCCGGACUUCCUGGGCGACGACAAGGUCCAGCCGCCGACGGCCAUCAAGCUGGUGCACAUCCCGACGAGCCUGUCUGGCGGGGAGUACCAGGCUCUCGCCGGCGGGACCGAGUCGUCCGCGUCCUCCUCCUCCUCCUCAGAGACCGGAAAUGGCGGCGGCGGGGGAGGGAACAAGCGCAGCUUCCACUGCGCGGGCGUCAACUCGGACCUCGUCGUGCUUGACCCGGAGCUGUGCCUCACGACACCCGACUGGGUGUGGCUGAGCACGGGGAUCCGGGCUGUCGACCACUGCGUCGAGACGCUGUGCUCGGUGCUCGACGUCAGGGAGAGUCUCCAGGAUCCCAACAACAACAACAACAGCAACAACAAUGCCACCCCGAAACCAGACCCUUGGAGCGGUCUCGCCUACGCGGCCCCCGCCCGAGAGGGCCUGACCGCCCUGGUCAAGGGCCUGCUGGACAGCAAGACGGACCGGGCGUCCCUGGACGCGAGGAGGCGGUGCCAGGACGGCGUGGUCCGCGCGAUGCAGGCGAUCUCGAGCGGCCAGGUCAAGAUGGGCGCGAGCCACGCAAUCGGCCACCAGCUCGGGCCCCUGGGCGUCGGGCACGGCGAGACGAGCUGCGUCCUGCUCCCUGCGGUAUGUCGGUAUAACCUCGCGCAUGCGGAUGAUGCUGCGGCUGGUGGUGGUGGUGCUGGGGCGGUGGCGGUAGGGGACGUGAUCCGGCGGCGGCAGCGCGCCGUGAGGGAUGUGCUUGUUGGUAUAGAUGAGGUCCGCCAGCUCCUGCGCUGGGGCGGAUACAAGGAGGACAACAUGCACGAGGCCGAGCUGGGGGAUGUGCUGUAUGGCGUCGUUGGCGCCUUGGGCAUGCCGCAGAGCCUGGAGGCUGUCAAGGUCACGGCUGACAAGUUUGAUGAGCUCGCGCGGCAGAGCCUGCAGGAUCUGUGGAUCAAGACGAAUCCGAUCCCUAUCACGGAGGAAAAGCAGGUUCUGGAGAUCCUGGGCAUGUGUGCGAGGCAUGGGAGUGCAAUGUAGUCUAUAUGGUUCAGAAAAUAAUGGGCUGUCCUAUUCUAAUCGUGUCUUAUCACGCGACUACAAUAAACCUUGCCAGCUAUAUACUCUACAGAGCCAGGGGAGAGCGACCCUGUCGGGUAGCCGCCAGAGAAUAUCUUUGAUGCAGCGUCGACGCUCAAAUUGAUUCGAUAACGCCAGAGUCAUUGCGGAGUAUCUUUUUGUCUUAUCUAAGUGAAUCUACAAGCCUCUCCGAGCCAGGUCCCCUUGCAGCCCAAUGGCUGUCUCUCGGCAAAGUCGACGCCUUUCGAUAUACCGGGGUUCUUCAUCGUCCCCAGCUGAGCACUUGCCGCAAGGUCCAUAGUAGCGAACUGACAAUAGGA